Molecule: messenger RNA, 2812 nt
Organism: Botrytis deweyae
Lineage: Eukaryota; Fungi; Ascomycota; Leotiomycetes; Helotiales; Sclerotiniaceae
Exons: 6
Coding region: 260-2161 (633 amino acids)
Biological process (GO): intracellular iron ion homeostasis; iron ion transport; copper ion import
Cellular component (GO): plasma membrane
Molecular function (GO): ferric-chelate reductase activity
Source: RefSeq, a predicted model, not a curated record
GCGCUAAAAAACUCGAUUAACUAAUUGUUACCUUCGCUAAAUAUACGUGGCCGAGCGUGGGACGAGUCGUUAUUCUCCAAAUGUAGUGGGUUUGGAAGCUUGAAAGUUUCCGAUGCUAUUUGGCAAUCAUAUCCUUUGAGUUUCUAAGCUUUUGCUAUUCAUGAUCCAAGAACGUUGUGAAUAAAUCCAUAGUAUUUUAGGUCAAGGGGACGAACCACCAAGACAGCUUUAACAUUGUCGCAAAGAAAACUAAGAUCAAAUGGCUGCAUGGAUAUAUCAACCUGUUAUGUUCGAGUCUGGUCGGGCCUUCGAUUGUGAAGGCUUCGAUUCCGACCAGUGUAAGUAUUACAAAGAACCAUGGCGCAAUUGGUAUGUAGCAGACUGGACAUUUGCGCUGCCAACAGUAGCACUCUUUAUGUGCGUUAUCGGCAUUUUCACAAUCGGUUACGUCUUGACACAAGUCCUUGCGUUGUCCCACAGGUCUGAGCCUUUGAUAUGGCGAAGGGGCGUCGCAUUCGUUCGAUAUCUAUCAUAUCGAGGUUUUCGCAUCGAAGGUCUAAGGUGGAACUCUGCGCCUGUGGGAGUGUUAUUCUUAGGAGCUUUAGGGACCACAUAUUUUCUCUGCAUGGAUUUGAUACCAUCUCCAUACUACUGGCCGGGGACGGACACCGUUUGGGGCAACUCGCCGCCAUUAGGUACCAGGUCUGGCUGGCUGGCGUUAGCUUGUAUGCCCUUUGUCUAUGCGACUGCAACCAAGACGAACUGGAUAACAAUGGUGACCGGAGUACCAUAUGAGAAGCUCCAGGUCUUUCACCGGUGGACUGCAUAUGCUUUCUUCAUCCUGGCAUUGAUGCACACAUUUCCAUUUAUUGUUUGGCAUAUUCAUAAUGGGGAUAUGGUCAAUCAGUUCACUGUGAGUAACAUCUUCGAAUAUUGGACUGGCAUUGUUGCGCUUGUCUUUCAGGCGUGGCUCACAUUUGCAUCCUGUGGUCCCAUUCGAAAUCUUGGCUAUGAGUUUUUCAAAGCAACACAUUUCUUAUCGGCUGUAGUAUUCAUGGUAGUCUUUUUCUGGCACUGCAGCGGUACACUAACAUCAUGGGACUAUUUUGUCGCAACAGCAGCAGUGUACGUACCUUGUUGGACGUAUCCAUGGCUUAGGACCUUGUUUGAGUACGGUACGCAUCAGAAAGCGGAAAUCUUCAUUGAAGAUAAUGGAUUUACACGUAUUACAACACCAGCCAAUUUCAAAUGGCAACCGGGACAACAUUGUUUCUUGCGGUUUCGCAGCUUCGGUAUCCAUGCUUUAAGCUCUCAUCCAUUUACCAUCUGCUCGCUACCAUCUACAUCACUUGAUAAACCGUCCGAGAUUACUUUCUACAUCCGUCAUCAAGGAGGCUUUACAGCAAGGCUGUACAAUCAUGCAAUAAAACGCCCAGGUAUACAGGUACCUGUAUUGGUUGAUGGUCCUUAUGGUGGUAUAGAUAAUCAGAAGUACUUUAACAGCGAUCGUCUUGUUGUGGUUGCUGGUGGCUCAGGAGCUGGAUGGAUGCUACCUUUUGUCGAGCAAUUCCUGCGAUUUAGCUCUCUAAAGGGGGUUCCCGAACCUCUAGCUGACGAAACAAAAGAUAAUAAGCAGACCUCUGACAAGCCACCAUGUCAGCGAGACCUUCGCCGUCCUCGAUCGUUGCGGCUCAUACUAUCAACACGAGACAUAGCGACCCGUACAUGGUUCCAUACAAUCGUUAACAAUAUGCUAUCGGACUACCAGUCGCUAGGUACAGACAUAAGUGUCGAGGUACAUCUGACUGGCAAAGCUGAGCCUAUGGUGCAACCUCCGACUGAAUCUGCUUCUGAGCUCGAAAGGCCCAAUAUCAUAUCGACAGAAAAAGACGUCAUCGAUAAGAAUACAGGAGCGUCUAGAAACUCCGACGCAAGUGAAUCGAAAGAUGAAGUGCGCGGUCGCCCAGAUCUACCUUCAAUUAUCCGAGAAGAAGCCGCCGCAGCGAGGACAACAGGACAUACAAUGGGCGUCUUCAUAUGCGGGCCGCUUACGAUGCAAGAUGAUAUCCGCAAUGCUGUUGCGAAAGAGAACUUGAGUAUUAUCAAGAACCCGAGCUCUGGUGGGGUGUACUUAUAUUCCGAACACUUCUCGUGGGCAUAAGAGAGGAUGGAUUGGCAAGCUCGGUGUAUGUGACUAGGUAGUAGUCGAUAUCAUUCACUGCUUGAUUUCUCACUUUGUAAGGGCAUUUCUUGUUGAUGAAUUGAGGAUGAUCAUUACAGUACAACAGUCAUUGGAUUCUGUAUAUGCGGGUAUUUUUUUACACUGACUUAAUCCAACCCUUAAGUCUCGAUCAUUUUCGACUUUGCAAUUCUCAGUACGAUCUCCUCUCGUUAUGAUAAUAUCUUAUUAUGAGCUAUUUGACCUACUGAUACUGACUCCCAUGCCCUAUGGACUGUUCUAAAGAUGCAGAAGGUGUUGCUUCUGACAACCCGCGACUGGAUAAUGGUGGGGUAACGCGUGUGCCAUGUUUCAAUAGCUGUCGUGAUUGUCUUAAAGUCCGCUGAUACUUCUUAUCGGUGUUGUAUGUAAUUUAUCUCUACUAUCAAGACAUAUCAAAGAGCAUGUUCAACCAGUAACUGUGUUAAAAUUUGUGAAACAGAUCUAGUUCUAAUAGCUCAAAGAAGAGGAACCUUUGAUGAAUCUUGGGCCGAAAUUUUUCUCUUAAUGUAGUGAAUUGCCAACACUACCGACUCAACUAUGCGGUUCUAGAGACUUUUCGAGACAUUCUGUUUUCAGAGAUUGAAAUCUCUC